CGUACGUUAGGUAGCCGGUUGCUUAAGACACGUUUGUUACAAACAAUUUAACUGUUUACAACGUUUCAUAAUGAACGAUGGCGAACAAGUAUCUGCAUUCUCUGUAUAUUCGCAAAAAAGAAAAUGUUCAGUUGACCGAAGUAAAGCCAAAAAGGUUAAGUCGAACACACAGAACUCCAAAAGGGAUUGCGCCACUGUGAAGGACAAUAAUAAGAAAAGGGUAAAAUUUCUAACGAAAUCUAAACCGCCUAAAAGUAAAAGUUUCUCACCGGCAAAUGAAACUCUUUCAUCAAGCUUUGUAUACAUUGACAAAGAAUGUAUCCCUCCAUCGUCACAGAAGGCUGACAAGCCUAUUGGGAAAAUUAAAAAUAAAUUUAAUUUAAAGAGUAAUUUGUUAAAGUUAACAAAUAAGAAAUCAAAGAAGAAUUUGCAGAAUUCACGAGCAGUCGUUUUGUAUAAACCGAAAGGACAGAAUAAAAUAUCGAAAAAAAUAGGUGGAAUGCAUGACUUUAUAAUGAAAAGAGGUGAAAAAAAAUAUAAAAUAAAACAUAUAGAACAAAAGGAAGAUAUUAGCAUUGUGAAUGCCAAAAAGCCAAAUAAAGAAGCAGAUCCGAUUAUCGAUUCGGUCGAACAAGGCAAAAAAUUGUUCCAAUGGUUGAUACAUCCAUUGGAUGUUUCUGACUUCUUUAAGAAUAAUUGGGAAUCGGCGCCUUUACAUAUAAAAAGAAAUGCUCCAAAGUAUUAUGGAAAUAUUAUGUCCACGCAGUUGCUUGACAAAAUUUUAAGGGAUGAGCAUAUAUUGUUCACAAAAAAUUUAGACAUCACUUCCUAUUCAAACGGCAUUAGGGAAACCCACAAUCCUCCUGGUCGUGCAUUUGCUAGCAUAGUUUGGGAUUACUACUUAAAUGAUUGCUCAGUCAGGAUGUUGAAUCCUCAGACAUUUAUACCAAAAUUACAUAUGCUAAAUGCUACUCUUCAGGAGUUUUUUGGUUGCUUUGUUGGAGCAAAUUCCUAUCUGACGCCUCCUGGAAGUCAGGGCUUUGCUCCUCAUUAUGACGAUAUUGAAGCAUUUAUUUUGCAGAUCGAAGGUAAAAAAAGGUGGAGGUUGUACAAACCGCCGAGUGCCUAUGAAUUUUUAGCAAGAGAUUCUUCAAAAAAUUUUGAUCAAUCGGAAAUCGGAGAACCCAUAUUAGAUACAAUUGUAAAUGCUGGUGAUUUGUUGUAUUUCCCACGUGGAACUAUUCACCAAGGUGAAACCGUCGAGGGUACUCACAGUCUUCACAUAACAUUAAGCGUUUACCAAAGAAAUAGCUGGGGCGAUUUUCUGGAGAAACUUAUUCCAGAAGCAUUGAAAUGUGCAAUUAACAGUAAUAUUGAGUAUCGCGAAGGUUUACCUUUAAAUUAUCUUCAGCACAUCGGUCUGGUGCAUACUGAGGAUCAAUCUGAGGAUAGAAAGAAAAUCAUUGAAAAGACUAAAGAAUUAUUAAAAAAUUUAAUCAAGCACAUCGAUAUCGACAAGGCUGCCGAUGAAAUGGCUAAACGCCAUAUUCAUGAUUUUUUACCACCGGUCCCUACGUCAGAAGAACUCGUCUGCUCGAUACAUGACGGUGGUGAGAUUAUGAGUAAUGGAAAAGUAGUUAAUCGUGUUGAAAUUGAACCCACUACGAAGAUUAGACUAUUGAGAGCACAUUGUAUAAGGUUGGUCAAAGAGGAGGAUGUCUUCAAAGUAUACUAUUCCUGCGAGAACUCGAAGGAGUAUCACGAGUUCGAGCCCCAGUUUCUGGAAGUUAGCAAAGAGUUAGCUCCUGCAGUGAAAAGAAUUAUUAAACAUUACCCAGAAUAUAUUACCGUAGAAGAUUUACCAAUUGAAGGGGAAGACAAUAAGAUUCAAGUGGCGAGGGAUCUGUGGGAAAGGGGCAUUGUUGUGACCGACUUACCCUUACCCGAAAUGGAAUGAAUAAAUAAACGUCCAAUAACGGAUACGACUAUCGACUGUUAAUCCUGCCGAAAUGGACGAGAAAUUAUGUGAAACUUUUAAUUUUACAACAGGUGCAGGCGACGUGUGUUUUUACUUUACUCGAGUACAAAUAAAUAUGAAAUCUGGAAAGCAAAAGUUGUUCCCAUGGCUCGUAAUAUAUGUAUGUACAAUUUUUAGUUCAGUCACUUGCAACAGUCGGCUA
Molecule: messenger RNA, 2180 nt
Organism: Orussus abietinus
Lineage: Eukaryota; Metazoa; Arthropoda; Insecta; Hymenoptera; Orussidae
Gene: NO66
Product: ribosomal oxygenase 1
Exons: 5
Coding region: 71-1957 (628 amino acids)
Cellular component (GO): nucleolus
Molecular function (GO): histone H3K36 demethylase activity; histone H3K4 demethylase activity
Source: RefSeq, a predicted model, not a curated record